CUGCACGUAAUGUUUUAGGCUGAGGCGCGCUAUAGUUUAUCAAGGUGCCUCUAAAUCGAAAUCCACCAAUGACAGGCGGUGUCAAGGUGUCCCCAAAUACAAACCUACCAAUUGUAGCCUAGGCAGGCACAGACGCAAACAGAGAUGGAUUUCUAGAAUUCACAGAGAAGCACAGUGUACGUUGUCAGUUCUUUCCACUUUUUGGCCAAUAGAAGCCGUUAGUUGAUUGGGCUCGUCUUCUGCCUCUCCCCUCCCUCCUUGAGCUGUCCUCGCCGUGAACGCGCUUGGUACCCCCCGGUCGCGAGGAGGAGGAGGAGGAUGUGGCGCGCGGAGGGGAAAUGGCUGCCGAAAACAAGCCGGAAGGACUGAAGAGAAUACGUAAUCCGGAUCGAAUGUACAGAACAGCCGUGGGAUACACUGGCCACGCUCCUCCCAAGGCUGUCAGCGACGACACGGACAGCAACAGUGAACAUGGACAUUUGAAAAUAUACCUGCCCAAGAAACUACUCGAAUGUCUGCCCAAAUGCUCCUCCCUGCCCAAGGAACGACACCGCUGGAACACCAAUGAGGAGAUCGCAGCCUACCUGAUCACGUUCGAGAAGCAUGAGGAGUGGCUGACCACGUCCCCCAAAACCAGGCCACAGAAUGGGUCCAUGAUUCUGUACAACAGGAAGAAGGUGAAGUACCGAAAGGACGGCUACUGCUGGAAGAAGCGGAAAGAUGGCAAGACGACGCGGGAGGACCACAUGAAGCUGAAGGUGCAGGGUGUGGAGUGCCUGUACGGAUGCUACGUCCACUCCUCCAUCAUCCCCACCUUUCACCGCCGGUGCUACUGGCUACUGCAGAAUCCAGACAUUGUGUUGGUCCACUACCUGAAUGUUCCGGCCAUAGAGGAUUGCGGGAAGCCGUGCGGGCCCAUCUUAUGCUCCAUCAACACCGACAAGAAGGAAUGGGCCAAGUGGACCAAGGAGGAGCUGAUCAGCCAACUCAAGCCCAUGUUUCAUGGCAUCAAGUGGACUUGCAGCAACGGGAACAGCAGCACCGGCUUCUCUGCCGAGCAGCUGGUGCAGCAGAUCCUGGACAGCCACCAGACCAAGCCACCGCCCCGGACUCACAACUGCCUCUGCACAGGCUCCCUGGGUAAGGGACGGAGUGGUGAUGCUGUAGGGGGGUUGCACUGGGGGACCGCCAAAAUAGGUGCUGGGAGCAGUCUGCACCAUAAGUGCAACAGUGCCAAACACCGCAUCAUCUCCCCAAAGGUGGACGCACGCUCAGGCGGGCCGUAUGGAAGCCACAGCGAGGUGCAGAACAGCGAUGUGUCUGAGGGGAAGACUGAGCACAGCCACGGCAAGAAUGGCAGGGGCGGUGACGGGUCCGUGGGUGGAGCGCGGGAGAAACGCAACGGGAAAGUGGCCAAGCCGGCACUGCUGCACCAGAGCAGCACCGAGGUGUCGUCCAGCAACCAGGUGGAGGUGCCGGACACCACCCAGAGCUCCCCUGUGUCCAUCAGCAGCGGGCUGAACAGCGAACCCGACAUGGCCGACAGCCCGGUGGUCGGCGCCAUGGCCCAUGUCACCUCCGUCAUGGGCAGUCUGUCCCAGAGCAGCGUCUUCAUGUCCGAGGUGAGCGCCGACCCCGUCUACAGCAUGUCUCCCACAGGGGGCGCCAACGCGCACCUGCUGGGAGCUGAAACUACCCCUGGGGGAAUGGUGCUGGCCGUGGCCACCGACGGCCACAAGUUUGCCUUUCCUGGUGCAGUGGGCGUGGGCCUGGGAGAAGGAGGCGGGGCGGAUGGGCUCGCCAUGUUGUCAGCUGGAAGUGUCUCCGAGGAGCUGGUCCUCUCCAGCAGCCUGGACAGCUCCACCAUCAAGAUGCCUGAGGCCACCAUGAACUUCGACCCUGACUGCUUCCUGAACAACCCCAAGCAGGGCCAGACGUAUGGCGGCAACGGGCUCAAGUCAGAGAGACACGAAGUGGGCCUGAGUUGUUCACCCACAUUGCCUGACAGUUACGGCUUCAGUGCCUCCCUGGUGAAGAACAUCAAGACUGAGGACAUGUCUUUCGAGCUGCAGCUGGCCAAGGAGAGUGGCUAUCAAGUGGGGGAGGUGGGCAGCGGAGGAGGGGGCAUCUCGGGCUCAAACAGUGCAAACACUCCCCAGAGCUCGUUGGCGCUGACUCCCACCAACUCUCUGCUGCCCACUGGUGGAGGCCUGAGCCCCAGCACCACCUUAGAGCAAAUGGACUUCAGUGCCAUCGAUGCCAAGCAGGAUUACUCCUCCAGUGUUAUGUCAGCCACUGGCUACAGCCAGACGCUGGGCAGCCCUCACCUCCCCCAUCAGAGCCACUCACCCAGCUUCUUCCUGCAGAGUUCCCCCCAGUCAGCCCAGGCCCAAGCCCUUCCCAGCAGCAGCAAUGGGUCUGGGUCCGGACAGGGCUCUCAGGGCCCUGGGACCUACAUGGCUCUGCCUGUGGUGAAGUCAGAUUCCCCAAGCACCAACGGCACCCUCCGGUCCCAACACCAGGGCUCCCAUGGGGGCCAGCAUGUUGUUUCCAAAUGCAAUGGCACAUCACCAACCGAAAGGAAUGGGCCCUCCAAUACCAUGCAGCUACUUCAGUUCCAGAGUCGAUUCUCUGGGUCAGGCACCGAGCCAGGAGAUGUGGGGAGUCUGAAGCAGAACGGAGGCAGUGAUGAGACUGGAGAAGCUUGUGGCCAAGACUCUAGGGCUGCUGAUGGGCUGCUGAAGGCUGGGGAUGGCCUACAGAUGUGUCGCACCAUUGGGACGGAGGCAGGAGGAGCGGAGGGUGUUGACCACUACCUCCAGCCACACGCAGAGGGGAAUGGGGUGGCAGGACCUGGGAACGACGCUGGUACCAUGUGCAACGGGACAGAUGGGACCGGCACAGAGGGGAGUCCCCACUCCCAGCUGCCACUCCUCCAGGGCACGGGGCUGGUGCAGGGCCUCUUCAGCGCCGUCACCUCCCACCAGGGCAACAACAGUGCCAGCGGCGGUGGAGGGGCCAUGGAGAUCAACCUGGAUCACUUCGACGUGUCCUUCGGGAACCAGUUCUCCGACCUCAUCAACGACUUCAUUUCCGUGGAGGGCGGGGCAUCGGGGGGAGGGGCCGGAGGUGGGGGAGGCGGAGUCAGUGUUGGAGCAGGAAGUAAUGAGCUGUACGCACACCAGCUGCUGGCCCACUCCGGAGCAGAGGGGCAGGUAUCAUCUGGGGUGACACCCCAGCAGGCGGGAGAGGAGGGAGGAGGUGGACAACCUGCAGCUAGUUACAGCUCAAGGGAGCUCUGCCUUCAGCCCUGCUGCAGCCCCCAGGCUGGAACGGCUCCCGCCGGGCCAGGGGAGGCUAGCCAGCUGGCCUACAUGCAGGUGGCCGAGGUGGCCUCGGGUGGAGUGGCCCACGGAACCAUGGAGAUCAUCCAAGCCACUGGGCGACUGUUUGUGGUGACCGACUAUUCACCCGAGUGGUCCUACCCCGAGGGUGGGGUAAAGGUGCUUAUCACUGGCCCCUGGCAGGAGGCCAGCAGUGACUACAGCUGCCUGUUUGACCAGAUUACUGUUCCUGCCUCCCUCAUCCAACCCGGCGUGCUCCGCUGCUACUGCCCAGCCCAUGACACCGGCCUCGUGACCCUUCAGGUAGCAGUGAGUGGCCAGAUUAUCUCCAACUCGGUGGUGUUUGAGUACAAGGCCCGGGCCCUGCCUGCUCUGCCCUCCUCGCAGCAUGACUGGCUGUCUCUGGAUGAUAACCAAUUCAGAAUGUCCAUCCUGGAGCGUCUGGAGCAGAUGGAGCACAGGAUGGCCGAGAUGGCCAGCCAGCAGCAGGCCAGUGGAGGAUCGUCUGAGAGCGGAGGAAGUGGUGGAAACAGCAGUGGCAACCAGUCACAGGGCCAGGAUAUUGGAAAGACCCAGGCAGGAAGCUCCUUUGAGGGUCGUGUGGUGGUGGUUUGUGAGAAGAUGAUGAACCGAGCCUGCUGGGCCAAAUCCAAGCAUUUGAUCCACUCCAAGACGUUUCGUGGCAUGACCCUGCUUCACCUGGCUGCAGCACAAGGCUACGCCACACUCAUCCAGACCCUCAUCAAGUGGCGCACAAAGCACGCCGACAGCAUUGAUUUGGAACUGGAGGUGGAUCCUCUGAAUGUGGAUCAUUUCUCCUGUACUCCCCUAAUGUGGGCAUGUGCCCUAGGCCACGUGGAGGCGGCGCUUCUCCUGUACAAGUGGGACCGACGGGCCCUGGCCAUCCCCGACUCUCUGGGCCGCCUGCCGCUGGCCAUUGCCCGAUCACGUGGCCACACCCGCCUGGCCGAAUGCCUGGAGCACCUCCAGAAGGACGAGCACCAGCGGCCGUCCAGCCCCAGCCUGCCCUUCUCCCCCGGGUCGGAGGGAGCGCACACAGAGAGCUGGGUGGAGGUGUGGGGAGGAGAGACCUUGUCAAGCAGUCUGAGGGGAACAGCACACACCAGCAGCUCCAGCUCCACUACCAACCAAGAUCUAAGAAGACCCAGGUCUGAGCCCUCCUGCUAUUAUGUUGGCGAGGCUCAAGGGGACGGCCCGGUCACCAAGAAACACAAGCCUAAUCCUGAGGCUGCCUCUCUAGGCGUGGACCAGCUGACUCAGAGGCCCAAAUCCAGUCCCCCUAAAGCACCCCGAGAGAGUGGGUCCGACAGGGACGUCAGAGAUGGGGGGCAGCCUGGAGCCAGGCAGGGGGGCUCUUCUGGCCGUCUGAGCUGGAAAACAGGAUCAGGCAGAAAGGGGGCUGGGGCCUCUGGAGGCGGCACCCUGGGGAAGGAGAGGCUGGCCAGUCGGCUGAGGAUGCAGGAGGCCUCUGGGACUGGAGAUGUUUCCGAGAUGUUUCUUUCCGGUCAAGAGAACAUGGAAAACACAGAGGACCUUCAGAUGAACAUGAUGACUCUGGCUGAACACAUUAUUGAGGCCACACCUGAACGCAUCAAGAGAGAGAACUUUGUCCCAAAGGACACCACACCCAUCGACAGUGCUGCAGUCAACAGCACAGUGAAUUGGUUGGCCAGUUACCUUGGUGAUGCAGAACGGUUCCCCUACAACAAACUGGCCGGCACCAUCCCUGGGCUGGGCUCCUGCUCGUCCAGCGGAGCCUCGGACCUGGAGGGCUCCCUGGGGAAGCUGGGCCUCCCCUCCCUGGCAGACUGGACAGCCUUCCUCAGCGUCUCUCACAGCAAAGCGGAGGAGGACCUGGCCCAGCUGGCCCUGAGUGACCCGGAGCAGAGGGAGCUGUACGAGGCUGCUCGGCAGGUCCAGAGCACCUUCCGCAAGUAUAAGGGCCAGCCACUCCGCGAACGGCAGGAUGUGGCAGCCGCUGUUAUUCAGCGCUGUUAUAAAAAAUACAAACAGCUGACCUGGAUAGCCUUGAAGUAUGCACUUUAUAAGAAGAUGACGCUGGCCGCCAUCCUGAUUCAAAGCAAGUUCCGCAGCUACCACAAGCAGAAGAAGUUCCAGCAGAGUCGGCGCGCGGCCAUGCUGAUCCAGCAGUACUACCGCAGCUACAAGGAGCUGGGCCGCCCCAACCUCCCCAGCCGUGGCCGCACCUCCGCCCUGGUGCAGCACAAACUCAGAAGCAGUCUGUGGACAAAGAGGCAAGACCAGGCUGCCAGGAAAAUUAUGAGGUUCCUCCUGAGAUGUCGCCACAGCCCCUUGAUGGACCAUAGACUGUUCAAACGGGGCGAGAGAAUUGAGAAAGGCCAAGGAACAUGAGAGCUGCCCGCGGAGCCCUUCCACAGUGUGACAUCUCUCAACACUUCCCUUCGUCCUUUUUGUCCCUCUUUCUACCAGAGAUGAACAUUUUACAACGAGGAAAACAAAGUUCUGUAUACAACAAAAAAAAAAAAAAGGAUACAUGCGAUUACUACUACUUACAGCUGUCUACCACAGCUACAGCAUCUUUUUUUUCUCUUUCUAUUGAGGGGAACUUGAAAAUUCUGUAAAACGGAAGACUCUUCUGGGGAAAUAUAAUAUUCAAUCCAUGGCAUUUUUGCACUCUUCAUAGAUUUUUUUUUCAAAGAGCAAAAAAAGAAAAUCAAGAAACGGACUGAAAAAAACGAAAGGAUUAAAGAAAGGAAUACCGAAUUGAAGACACAUCUGAGGUCAAAGGUGUUUUUUGGUAGCAAGUGUAAGAUAUCUAAUGGAACAUGAGUGUUUUCAGAUGGAAAUGACUUUGCAUAAACAUGCAUAAUCAUGCUGGAACCUGCUUCUGAUAACAUUUUCUAAAAAAAAAGAGGGGAAAAAAUCUAUUUGAAACAAACAAAAAAACACCAUAAACCAAAUGAACUGCCUCAUCUCCUCGAUCAUAUGCAUGCAAUUAUUUUCCAUAGGCUCAGUGUAUGAACUUCACAAAUCUUUGUUUCUGACAAAGCCACCCUCUUGUUCAGUGGAAGGGGGUAGGCUACAGAUGAAUGUAGGAGGGGUCGGAGCAAAGAAUGAGUGGGGUGUGGAGUGCCUGUGUCAAAUUCUGUGUCUUUUUGGGGGGGCGUGGGGUGAUGUUGAGUGGGAGGGGUCAGACAGAAAUGGGGUUAUCCCUUGUUUUUAUUUUUUUUGUGUGUCUGUAUGUGUGUGUGUGUGUGUCCGUGUGUGUGCACUGACUUUUUAACAAAUCCUUUUCUUACUGUCACCUCGCCGCUGGCCUGACUUUGUGAGUCCUGUGUUUGUUGACUUUAACCUAAUGCAUGUGUUUGAGCGACAACAGCUCCUGCAUGCUGAUGUAACAGUUUGUGUUUUUGAGUUCUUAUUUUUUAUAAUGUGGCGUCGUUCUCACACUCCCCGUUGACUGCUACUUCUCUUUCCGACGAUGACCUUUUAGUACAGAUCUUACCAGUGUCAUGGAAAAAUGCCACUGUCAUGGGAAAUGACAUGUCAUGAUUAGUUUUGUAUCUUGCGACUUUGUUUUUGCUCAAAUUUGUACUUUUCAUAUGUUUGUUUUCAUUUCCGAAUAUCUUUGCUCAUGUUAGUUAUUUCUAGAGUUUUCUAGAGGUCAAAUCUUUUUUGUGCCACAAAGCCAAUAUUUUUGCUAGUUGCCAUCUUUGUUGUGCUGUGGUGUGGUAUCAAUAGUUAUCAUUGUUGCUGUCAUUUUAUUUUGAUGAACUCUUGAAAGCCAAAAAAAAGGCUUUUGGGGGAAGGAUCACAUAACAUUGCCUUGACUUCUUAAAGACUUUCCAAAAGGUCCCUACUUAAGCUCUCACUGGAGAUGAAAUAUCCAUAUUUUUGACUACUGAUCGGCCUCUGUACAUAAAGAAUUGAUGUGAGGAUGCAUGGAAAGCCAGAACCUUUAUCUGAAAAGGAUUGUAUUUAAGAAAAUAUAUUAUUUUAUUCACAAAAUGGGGUAAUAACAUGAUAAGAGACAAAAACAAAAAUAUAUUGUAUAGUUUUGUUCGAACGCCCAAGAGGUAUGGUUGUACUGUUUGUACAUAAUGUAAAUAUCUGAUGCAAAGACAGAGCCAUGUGCAUGAGUCCUGACAGACACAAAAUAUGUUUAAAAAAAUGACAUUAGUGACUAUAAUCUGUAAAAUGAACUCCAAUGAUUUCACUGCAACAUGUUCUUUCCUUUUUUUCUUUCUUCGAGGAGCAUUAACUGAAGCAUGCCAUUUCUGCAGAAUAAGGAAAAAAGAAACAAUUUAGAGUUAGGGGAAGGCAAAUGAAUCCUACCAGAAGUGAUUUAUUUCCUUGUUUAUCUGUUUUGAGCUACCACAUAUAUUGAACCAUUUUUAUUUGCCAAUGGUGCCCAGCAAUGUGAAUACUCUAUAGAUAAACAGGAGAUUAUUUAAUCUUUAUGCUCAAUAACAAAUUAUCACAAGAAUACAAGACUUUAAAUCACGAUACCUCAUCCUGAUGCCUCAUUUUCACCAUCAUGUUGAAAGAUCUUAAUGAUUUACCUAAGAAAGAAAGCACUCAAGGUUCUCCCCACUGGCAGUAAGAGCAAUCAGUCAACAUAUAAGACCUCCCUGUCCCACAGUUAAUGCUGAACAUGAAAGAUGUCGCUCUGAGCAUCUUUAACUAGUGUAACAUUGUGCAACUCAAAAGCGAGGAAAAUGGGGUGCUGUAAUAUGUUUUGGUGCUAGAAUAUGAGGACUGUCCAUUAGGGAGACAUCACUGCUGAAUAUGAGGACUGUCCAUUAGGGAGACAUCACUGCUGAAUAUGAGGACUGUCCAUUAGGGAGACAUCAGACAACAGAAGCCAAGAUGAAAUCAUCACUGAGCAGAAUGUAGUGAAAAUGCACCGCAAAAUUAAAUGGAACUUAAGGUUUGAUUUCAUUCACUUGAUAUGAAUGUCUGUCCCCAAUAAACUGGUUUUAUUUCCAGGAUUUUUUUUGUAUUCAAUCAUAUAUAUUGAUUUAUCCCCAAACCCCUUUCCUGCAAACCAUCACAAGGCAGUGGUCCAUCACUUUUGUUUGGAAUACAUUGAGAAUGGGCUUGAUGUAGCUGGGCAUGUCAGAAGGAUUGGACUGCAGUCAAUUCCGAUUGGAUAGGAAAGGAUUUGGGGCUCUGUGUUGAAGCCUUCAACAUGAGCCAGAACGAGAGCGUACAAUUAUAGAGCAGUAGUUUGCCUGCAGAGUAUGAUAACACUACGGUGAUGACAACUGGAAUGAGAGAAGCUAGAAUUAAGAGUUCCUGAGCUUCGGGGCUGAUUAAAUCUUCAUUAAAUCUCUUAUUCAUUUGUUGCUUUUUAUUUGUCUGGAUUGUAUUUCUCACAUUGGUCUCCUGCUAAACGUUUAGUUUAUAAGUGUCUUAUUGGUUUGCUCUUCAUUUUGUUUUCAACAUAUGUUACUGUGACUUGUUUAUGUAGAAAGUGCCUAAUACUUAAGGACAAGCCAACAUCAGGAUCUUACAUAUUUGUCUGUAGUGGGGUCAGUUUCCUCUUAAGUGUAUAUGGCCAUUAGCCUGGUGUAACCAGACCCACGUUUACCUUGUGAAUAGAUAGGGUCUGGCCACGCCUCAUUGGGGACUGUUUUCAGUCCUUGCAUCCUAAUGAGCGUAGACAGGUUCAUUUUGAAACCAUUGGAUCAGCCUUUAACCAAUCGGCAUUGACCACUGUGGGAUUGCUAUACUUCCUACUUCGUCACUAAUGCUGCAAGCUUAUAUAUUUAGCCGUUUCCCAAACCCUGUUGGCUGUUAAUAAACAAUGCCUUUGCCCUUGAUUAAUACAUUUACACAUUCUUCUUGCUCCAGCUUCAAUUCUUCGAUGUUUGUUAGCAUUGCUACAACUGUUUGUAUCGCUUCGUUUAGCUCUAGCACUGCCACCAAUGUUGUAACUACAUUUCAAACAAAACGCUUUAGUUCAACGUCAUCACACUUAGCCACCCCCAAUGGUCACUGAUCAGAGGCAGAAUGGCCCAGCGAUCAAUCUUGCAAACAGAGAUUCCAAACUAUAAUCACAGCGAAAACUGAGCUAUGAGCAAUAAGCGGGCGAAGCCAGGCUAUAUGGCGAUAUAUAGCAGAGGAAAAUCUUAGACACCAUUGGGAUGAAAAUAAAUUAGAUCUGCUUUUUCAGCCCACAGCUUGAUUUAUUUCUCUCAAAAGCCUGUCUGAAGUAUGACUAGACUUUUCUCUCUUAGAUACAGAUUGCUGCCAGUUUGCCAAGUGCCCAUAAACCUCUUUUCACUCAUGUCACUGCCCUCAAGUCAUGUGGAUUAUGGAGUCACUUGUAUUUCUAGAGAUUCAAUCCCAUUUUCAUUAAUCCUAUCACUGAUUCCAGGAGGCCAUAUCUUAUUAUGUUCUGAAAAUGGUGAAAUCUUUCAGAAACUUGCAGAGAAGAGUCUCUGAUUGACCGUGCAACACUUUGCACCAAACAUAUCUCAUUUUCCCACAAAACCACUCAGGCUACCCAUAGACCUGAGAGAGAGUAUGAGCUUGAUGUCAUGGAACAGGGAUUUAUGUUUGCUUUGCCAGUGCCGAAAUCAGGAGGGCUUGAAAAUUCUUUUCCUGAUUUGGCUCACAGUCAUUUCACUCCCACCCGGGUACCUGGGGUUCAGAUGUUCUUCCAAUUCUGCGACAUGCAUGCGCACCUUCAGGAUUUCACUGGGCAUCGGCCUACACACACACACACACAUACGAAUCCACAUGACCACUGAGACACAUUCACAUCAGGGUUGCUGCUUUUCUCGGCCACACAAUGCCACAUACAAUAGCUCAAGCUAUAGGUCACUCUGUACAGGGCUCCCUUAGAGAUAUGGGCAAGCUUGUGUCUUAUAUUUCACUCAGGGUUUAAGAGGGAGCAGGGUGACGCCUUGAGGAGUACGCUGGGGAGUGCGGGGCUGGGUUCAGUCACUUGCUCCCAGGCAUCAGGGGACGGGCUGGGGCACUGGGAUCACUGGGUGUGGGUGGGCGGAGGAUUGGGAGUGAGAUCAACCACCUCAUAUCACCCAGAAACUUUGAUUUUUUUUUUUAUCACAAAAAUCAAAGUUGAUUGACAUAGGUGGCAGGAGCUGCAGAUAUUGACAACAGUAGUAAGUAAGUAGUGAAGCACUGCCAAAUCUGCACAGGGAUGACAAUGCUCCGAGGUAAACCUCAGUAUUUAUUGAAUAGAUAGAUAGAAUGAUACAAAACUCUUUGGUGUAGUGUUCUCCAUUUAUGGUAUACAUUGUUUUCCAACUUCAUCCCUCUGUCUCGGCUGGCGGAACAUGACACUAGCAGUGCCACGUUCGUUCGUUCAGUUCCCAGGGAACACUGAUGUAUGUACUGAUAAAUGUAUGCAUCCAUUGCACUCUAAGUCACUUUGAGUAAAGGCGUCCUCUAAAUCACUGAACUGUAAAUUUAAAACGUAGGGUGUAAUGAAGGGGUAGCAAGCAUUUUUACCAGACUAUCCUAAUUUUUACCCCUUGUUUAUCCCAAAAUGAUGUGACACAAUUAGAAAUUCAAUCCUAGCCGUUUCUAAAAAAAACACAUCUAAAGUCUAUUAUCGAUUUCAAGUGAUAUAUAUGGCCACUGAUUGUUUUUUCUCUGCAUAUGAACUGACCUCCUCAUUCAGAUGAUCAAGCAGUUUCAGAUGAUGACUAUGUCUGUUCCAUGUAGCUGGACAUGUCAUAGUCUACUGACCUAGAGACCUAGUCACUAUACUGUUUUACUAGAGCUGAAUAAAUGGGGCAGUCAUACUCUAAUAGGCAACUGGAAAAGGCAAAACUCAUUUGAGAGGACAGUGCAUUCUGUUCUUUCUGUUCUGACUCCUGCCCAACUGAACCUCAGAGAAAAAAAGGAAUACAAGCUGGGAUGAAAAAACACCCUCAAAAGCUCAAAGGCUUUUCACAUACAUACAAAGCAAUAAACACUCCCUGUCACUGAAGAGGUGAUCUUUGGGUCUUAGGAGCUGUGAGAGAUAAACGGUUUUGGUGAAAGAAUGCAGAAAAAAAAAUUGUAAGAAUACACUAAGUUCACUUCUUCUUAUGCAAUUACCACAUCAGCAAAGCCAGGUGUUAAGUGGUAUAUGGAGAUGAUUUCAUAUAACCUGACCCCUAAAUGCACGUUUUCAUCAUUUUCAAAUGAAAAGAAAAAUAAAGCUAAGCUACUGACCCUGCUCUUUUAGAAGGCAUUGGGCAAUCAAAACUCUGCAUGCAAAGCUAGUAUUAGACCUAUGUUUCCCCCAUUUAUUUCUCUCAAGUGUCCUCUCUCCUCUCAUGACCGGCUUUCUCCCCUCCCACUGAGUUUUCAUGUUAGGUUUCCCCUUGACUGUCUCUCUCUGUCCCUCUUGUGGAUUUAAUUUCGUUUUUUGUAACUUUGCAUGUAAGAGCAUCACUGAAUCGUUGGAUAUGUUUAAAAGAAAAAAAAAAAAAAAAGAAGAAUAUUCAGCUGCUGAAGCCAUGCAAAACAUUUUGAAUUGCCCUUAAAAUAUGGAAAAUGUUUUCUGAAUGCUUUAUAUAAUUUCUGCUGUAAAAUAAAGUCUUAAAAAUAAGAA
Messenger RNA from Clupea harengus (Atlantic herring), 11922 nucleotides. RefSeq names its product calmodulin binding transcription activator 1b (gene camta1b). Gene Ontology annotation, molecular function: transcription coregulator activity; protein binding; double-stranded DNA binding. Gene Ontology annotation, biological process: regulation of transcription by RNA polymerase II. Gene Ontology annotation, cellular component: nucleus. The record is from RefSeq and is a predicted model, not a curated record. NCBI's taxonomy places the organism in Eukaryota, Metazoa, Chordata, Actinopteri, Clupeiformes, Clupeidae.